Messenger RNA from Apis cerana (Asiatic honeybee), 2945 nucleotides. RefSeq names its product female-specific protein transformer. NCBI's taxonomy places the organism in Eukaryota, Metazoa, Arthropoda, Insecta, Hymenoptera, Apidae. The record is from RefSeq and is a predicted model, not a curated record.
AAUGAUCUUCGAGUAUGAAUUACAACGUAAGAAGGAAUUAGCAAAAAGAAAUAGAACUGAAAGUAGAUCGCUAGAAAGUCAAAAUAGAAAUAAUGCAUCUACAGCAAACACAUCUACAGCAUUGACAUUAUCCGAAAAAAAUUUGUCAAUUAUAUUUAAACAAUUCUGAAUUAAGAAAAUCGCGAUGAAAGAUUUAAACAAUUACGUAGUGAAGAUAGCGAAAGUGGUCUACGUUCAAGAAAACCAGUUCAGGAAGACGAACGACUACAACGUAGACGGAAAGAAUGGUUUAUACAACAGAAACGAGAUCAGGAACAUGAAAAAUUAAAAAAAAAUGAUCUUCGAGUAUGAAUUACAACGUAAGAAGGAAUUAGCAAAAGAAAUAGAACUGAAAGUAGAUCGCUAGAAAGUCAAAACAGAAAUAAUGCAUCUACAGCAAACACAUCUACAGCAUUGACAUUAUCCGAAAAAAAUUUGUCAAUUAUAUUUAAACAAUUCUGAAUUAAGAAAAUCGCGAUGAAAGAUUUAAACAAUUACGUAGUGAAGAUAGCGAAAGUGGUCUACGUUCAAGAAAACCAGUUCAGGAAGACGAACGACUACAACGUAGACGGAAAGAAUGGUUUAUACAACAGAAACGAGAUCAGGAACAUGAAAAAUUAAAAAAAUGAUCUUCGAGUAUGAAUUACAACGUAAGAAGGAAUUAGCAAAAAGAAAUAGAACUGAAAGUAGAUCGCUAGAAAGUCAAAAUAGAAAUAAUGCAUCUACAGCAAACACAUCUACAGCAUUGACAUUAUUCGAAAAAUUAGAAUCUUCAGAUGGUACAUCUUUAUUUAGAGGACCAGAAGGUACUCAAGUUAGUGCAACAGAACUACGAAAAAUUAAGGUAGAUAUUCAUAGAGUUUUGCCAGGAAAACCAACAACAACAACUGAUGAACUUAAACGAGAUAUUAUCAAUCCUGAAGAUGUGAUGCUCAAAAGAAGAACGGGAGAAGGAUCUAAGCCUAUAUUUGAAAGAGAAGAAAUAAAAAAUGUAUUAACAAAAACAAAUGAAAUUACAGAACAUCGUACAGUUUUAGCUGUAAAUAUUGAAAAAUCAGAAUUAUAUUUAAUAAUUUUAGAAAAUGAAACUAAAACAUGUAAAAAAUAUGCUAUUUCGUCAAAUUCUUUAAGAAGUCGAAGUCGUAGUUUUCAACGUACAUCAUCCUGUCAUUCCAGAUAUGAAGAUUCAAGACAUGAAGAUAGAAAUAGUUAUAGAAAUGAUAGGGAAAGAAGUUGCAGUAGAGAUAGAAGUAGAGAGUACAAAAAAAAGGACAGACGAUAUGAUCAAUUGCACAAUGUAGAAGAAAAACAUUUACGAGAAAGAACAAGUCGUAGACGUUAUUCCCGUUCAAGAGAACGAGAGCAAAAGUCAUAUAAAAAUGAAAGAGAAUAUCGAGAAUAUCGUGAAACAUCGAGAGAACGAUCUAGAGAUAGAAGAGAACGAGAAAGAUCUAGAAAACAUAGAAUAAUUCCAUCUCAUUAUAUUGAACAAAUUCCUGUUCCUGUUUAUUAUGGAAAUUUUCCACCAAGACCAAUAAUGGUUAGACCUUGGGUUCCAAUGCGGGGCCAAGUACCAGGAUCUAGGCAUAUUGGUCCAUUAACACCAUUUCCACCACGAUUUAUUCCUCCAGAUAUGUAUAGACUUCGUCCACCUCCAAAUCCUAGAUUUGGACCUAUGUAUUAAUGAAAAAUGUGAAAAUCAUAUGAUAGAAAGUUAUAAUAUGCAAAUAAUGAAUAAUGAACUGAAUAAUAUUGAAUAAUGAAAUAUGAGAUGACAUUUGACAAAAAAUAAGAAUUCUAAAAUCUAUUAUGGUAUAUGUCGAGAUUGGACAACUGGCAUCAUAAGUCAACUAUACACUAUUUCAGAAAAAUUGUAAAAAAAUGUUUCCUUUCAUAUUUCUAAAGAAUUUUGUCUUUAGACUCAAAAAUCUUUCCUCUAUUAAUAGACCACAUAAUAUACUUUUUUAAUUAUUUUACUGUUCACAAUCAUAUUUCAUAUAUUUUAUUUUAUGUAACUAUAUAUAUAAUAAUGGUUAGUAUGUUCAUGCUGAAAGAAUCAAUUAAUUAAGAGUAAAAGAACAAUUUCUCGAAGAAAACAAGGGGAAUUGUUUAAUCAAGAAUCAGAGAACUCACAGAAAGAAAGAAAAAAGUUAGUGGAGUAUGUAUUAAAAAUUGGCUGUAUAUAUUAUUCAUAAUUUAAAAUAAUCAAUGUAUAAAAUAUAGAAACAUUGUAAUUUUUUUAAUUAUUAUGUUAUAAGAAUUUUAAUUUUGAAAACUGUAAAUUCAUUAAUAUAGCAAGAUCACAAAUUAAAAUAUUAAAUUUCAAAUUAUUGUUUUUUUAAUUUUUUGAUAUAAAAUAAUAUAAAAUAAUUUAAUAUAAAAUAAAAUAAUUUUUUAAAUAUAACGUAACAUUUCAUAUUUUAAGGUUCUUACUAGUCAUUUUACUUCAUGUUCUUUCGAUCAUUUAUAUAUUUUUAUAAAUUUUAAUGGUUGAAUUAUUUUAUGAUUUUGCUAUAUUAUAGAACAUACUUUUAAGUAAAAAAUUUAGAGUGAAUCUAUUUUACUUAUUUUUUUAAAUUUGAAUUACUAGCUAUAAUAUAUAUCUAAUUUAUAGAUAUAUAUCAUAUAUAUAAUAUAUAUCUUUUUUAAAUUAUAAUUUCCAAUCAUUAUAUAAUUUCAAAAUUUAUGAUCAUUAAAUGAUUACAAUGAUUAAUGCACUUAUGCUAAUGCACUUUAUGUUUAAUAUAUUUUUAUAUAAAAUUAAAAAUGUUUUACCUAAAUAUUUUUAUAUUAGCUUUUUAUAGUGAUGAAACAGAAAAUAAUCUUUUCAUAUAAAUAUACGUAUAUAUAUUUAAUAAAUUUAAUGUAUUAAAUAUAUUGUAUUUAAAUAAAAGAUUUCUUUAAAA